AUGACCUUCCUCACCACCAUGACGAAAUACCUCGCCCUCUCGUCCGGCGAAAACAUCUUCUACCGCGAAGCCGGCUCCCCAACCUCACCCACCAUUGUUCUUCUUCAUGGCUUUCCUUCAUCCUCCCACCAGUUCCGCAACCUCAUCCCCAUCCUCGCCCGCCACUACCAUGUCAUCGCCCCAGAUCUCCCAGCCUUCGGCUUCACCUCCGUGCCCUCCAACUACACCUACUCUUUCGACAGCAUCGCCAACAGCAUCGACACCUUCCUAGCCGAAAUCCCAAACCCGCCCGAGAAACACAGCAUCUACAUCUUCGACUACGGCGCACCGACGGGCUUCAGACUCGCGCUGAAGCAUCCAGAGAAGAUCCAGGCUAUCGUUAGUCAAAACGGGAACGCCUAUGUCGAAGGUCUAGGCGCGUUCUGGGACCCCGUAAAGCAGCUCUGGGCGAGCAACAACUCAGCACCCGCGCGCGACGCUCUCCGCCCCUUUCUCGAAAUCGACGGCACCAAAAUGCAGUACUUCCAAGGAACUCCGGAUCCUUCCACAGUGGCUCCAGAAUCGUACACCUUGGACCAGGCGCUUUUGGAUCGGCCCGGAAAUAAGGAGAUCCAGCUAGAUAUCUUCUACGAUUACCGGAAUAAUGUGGAGUUGUAUCCGCAGUGGCAGGAGUACCUUAGAAAGACGCAGGUUCCGCUGUUGGCGGUCUGGGGAAAGAAUGAUCCAAUCUUUAUUGCGCCUGGGGCGGAGGCUUUUAAGAAGGAUCUGCCGAAUGCAGAGGUGAAAUUGUUGGAUGCGGGGCAUUUUGCGGUGGAGAGUAAUACGGUCGAGAUUGGGAGUUUAAUGGUUGAGUUUUUAAAGAAUGGGAUCUAA
Messenger RNA from Trematosphaeria pertusa, 873 nucleotides. RefSeq names its product alpha/beta hydrolase fold protein. NCBI's taxonomy places the organism in Eukaryota, Fungi, Ascomycota, Dothideomycetes, Pleosporales, Trematosphaeriaceae. The record is from RefSeq and is a predicted model, not a curated record. Bases 1 to 873 code for a protein of 290 amino acids. The transcript has a single exon. Gene Ontology annotation, molecular function: epoxide hydrolase activity.